This is a messenger RNA of Rubroshorea leprosula, 1517 nucleotides long. Lineage: Eukaryota; Viridiplantae; Streptophyta; Magnoliopsida; Malvales; Dipterocarpaceae. The record is from the annotation of a GenBank genome assembly.
ACAUUAUGGAAGAAAACACAAUACCUAAGAAAAUCCAGCAUUCUUCCACUCUCUUCUCUCUUCAACAUAAGACAACCACAUGGGUUGUUUGCUGUCAUGACAGGAUAAGCGUGUAUACCCUCCAACAUAUUCAUCUUUUUAGCUAAUUCUAGAUCAAUUUCAUUGUAUAAUCCUAUGAUUGAUACUUCCAUAUGUUUAUAAUACUGUCUCUAGCUAAUAAUUUAUGCCGCUAAGCAUGGAUCCCAAUAAAAUAGUUACUGUUUAUAACCCAGCAGCACAUGGCAUCCCAACCCAUUUGGCCUCAUCAUCUGUAUAGUUCCUAACUGGAUGGUAGAAUAGAAUAAAAACACGAAUUCUAAAGAGGGUCUUUUGGUUUUGUUUGGAAGGUGUUUGUAGUUUUGCCUCGGUCAUGGAGGUGGAGGAAAAUGUUUGUGAUCAUGACGCUUGUCUUGAGUCCUCUGCUGGUAGGGAUGGUGAGAAGAUGGAAGCUCUUGGGCUCUUGGAUGAGAAUUGGUUCUUUGGAAACUUUCUUAAGAAAGGAACAAGGAUGUCAAGGUGCUACUCUGAUCCAUGCUCUUCAUCAAACUUCAGUCCAAGCUCUUCAGCGGCAUCCACAAAGGAGGGUAAGGGUUUGGCUCGUGUACCAUCAUUACCUCCAUAUCUUGGGAAGGAAGGGAAGAUUCAAGAAAAGAAAAGCAGCAAUGGGAAGGGAAAAGUGAGUCAAUUGACAAGGCGAUUAUCGGUUGGAAACUUGCCUCAGGCACCAAAACCAGCCUGUACAGAGAACAAAGUAGAGAUUCAAGAGAAAGGAACUGAUGGGAAGGGGAAGAGCAGAUUGAAUGGUGAUGGGAAAUCAUCUCUGCUGAGGACACCCUCUUUACCAGCUUCUUUAGGAAGGGAAGAAUUGAUUGAAGAAAAUGAGAAUGACAUCAGAAUGAGCAAACUGAUUUGGCAAGCAUGGGCUAAUUCCUCUGAGAUCCAAACUCCGAAGGCCGUGAAUCAAAGUACUAACACCUUUUCAAGAAGCCGACCACCAAGAAACAUAGAGGCAGAAAACGCUGGCGCCAACGGUGUAAAGGAAACUAGACCGCGUUCCCUGAAUCAAAGGACAUUGGAGAAGAGCCAAAGUAAUAUUGAUUUCCAUGAUCUGGGAGGGUUCAAGGACUUGGGGAUCAGGGAGGUAAUGAAGAAAGACCAGGCAAGAAGGCCGGAUUUGUCCAAGGUAUGGAUUGUACAGAGCUAUGCAGGUGCAGCUCACCCUCAAAACACAAAUCGUACAGCUAAGACUUCAACAGAAGACAUGAAGGCACAGAUCAAGUUUUGGGCCAGGGCUGUGGCAACUAAUGUGAGACAAGAGUGUUGAAAUGAAACCCAUAAAGACAAAACAGGACUAUUUUCUGUUUCUGCUUCCUUUUAUCAUUUUCUUGAGAUUUUGUUUCUGGGGUUGAUUGGCUCCCUCAUAAUAACAAACAAGAGGCAUGCAUCCAAAAAGGCAAGAAUGAAGGAAGUGUUCUUGU